Molecule: messenger RNA, 231 nt
Organism: Dentiscutata erythropus
Lineage: Eukaryota; Fungi; Glomeromycota; Glomeromycetes; Diversisporales; Gigasporaceae
Source: the annotation of a GenBank genome assembly
AGAAGAGUAAAAAAGGGAAAGAGGAAAGAAAAGGGAAGAAAAAGAAAGAAAGGGGGGGAAGAGAAAAAAAGAAAAAGGAAGAGGAAGGAAAGAAAAAGGAAAGGAGAAAGAAAAAAGAGAAGAGGAGAAGAGAGGAGAAAAAGAAAGAAAGAGGAAGAGAAGGAGAAAAAAGGGGAAGAGAGGAGAAGGAGAAAGAAGAAAUGGAUGAAAGAUGGAAGAAGGAAAGAAAGA